Notodromas monacha is the source of this 519-nucleotide messenger RNA. NCBI's taxonomy places the organism in Eukaryota, Metazoa, Arthropoda, Ostracoda, Podocopida, Cyprididae. The record is from the annotation of a GenBank genome assembly.
AUGUUCCCUUUGAGCGUCGGGGAGUAUUUUUCAUCCUUUCACGGGCUACCCGCUGAUCAGGAAAUUCUUCCACGCCGUGGCUCCGCUCGAGUGCCGUCAGGUGGAAACAAUGGAGGGAAGUGGAGGCAGGGUUCGGCCGAUACGCCGCAUUGUUUCACUGCCGGAUCGGGCUCCGUGGAAAGGGGCAUUUCCGAGAUUCAAUGUCUAGUCACAACAGCGCUCGCUCGGCCGUCAUUUAAUAUCCCGGAGAUUUACCUGCUCGAGCGCACUGACCGGAAGGAUCUGGAAUCCCAAGUCUUGAGCUUAUUGGACGGCGAGCAUUCGUUGCAGUUGUCUUGUGUGAUGUGCCGACGCUUGGACUCUUCCUCGAAUUGUAGUUCCGUCAUUGUUAACCCACCGACGGGCGUUGAAGCCGGGGCAAAACAUGAUGUUUAUGGUGAGUCUAUCAUUGUAUCCUUCGACGCGAGGCGUGAAGUCGAGCCAGUAAUUUGGAAUUCCGCUCAAAUUGCGACAGGGUGA